Trachemys scripta elegans is the source of this 492-nucleotide messenger RNA. It is a transcript of the gene MTHFS, whose product is annotated as methenyltetrahydrofolate synthetase. Gene Ontology annotation, molecular function: 5-formyltetrahydrofolate cyclo-ligase activity. The record is from RefSeq and is a predicted model, not a curated record. The transcript is spliced from 2 exons. Bases 101 to 361 code for a protein of 86 amino acids. Lineage: Eukaryota; Metazoa; Chordata; Testudines; Emydidae. Gene Ontology annotation, biological process: tetrahydrofolate interconversion; folic acid-containing compound biosynthetic process. Gene Ontology annotation, cellular component: mitochondrion.
GUCUAAUUCAGUGCACAGGAUGGACCUGCUCUGGGGAUGCAUUAGAGUAGAGUUGAGUAGAGCUGCUUACACCAGUUAGCAUGAUCCCAUUGAAAGGAAAAUGGAUACUUUCAGUUUACAAUUGCAGCAACCCACUGGAGGCCUUGACCUCAUCCUCAUGCCAGGCCUUGGGUUUGAUAAAAGCGGCAACAGAUUGGGAAGAGGGAAAGGAUACUAUGAUACCUACCUUGAACGAUGCAUGCAUCAUCCCAAAGGAAAACCUUACACCAUUGCCUUGGCUUACAAGGAACAGAUCUGUGACUCAGUGCCAGUGGCAGAAAAUGAUAUCCAAAUAGAUGAAAUCCUUUAUGAAGAUAGCUAAAAGCAUCUGGAUACCGCUGACUACAAACUGACCAACCAAAGACUUCAUAUCAAGGCACAAACUUGUAAUAGUCAUACAUUAUUUGUGUAGCAAUAAAAUACACUAUUUUUAACCAAAAAAAAAAAAAAAGC